ACGUCCCAUCAGCCCUUGCGCGCCAACGUCCCUUCUCUCUUCCUCGGCGCUGCCUACGGAGGUAGCAGUGAAUUCCUCGGCAUCAUGGCCGCCCUUAGACCCCUUGUGAAACCCAAGAUCGUCAAAAAGAGAACCAAGAAGUUCAUCCGGCACCAGUCGGACCGAUACGUCAAAAUUAAGCGUAACUGGCGGAAACCCAGAGGUAUUGACAACAGGGUUCGUAGAAGGUUCAAGGGCCAGAUCUUGAUGCCUAACAUUGGUUAUGGGAGCAACAAGAAAACAAAGCACAUGCUGCCCAGUGGCUUCCGGAAGUUCCUGGUCCACAACGUUAAGGAGCUGGAAGUGCUGCUGAUGUGCAACAAAUCUUACUGUGCUGAGAUUGCUCACAAUGUUUCCUCCAAGAACCGCAAAGCCAUCGUGGAAAGAGCUGCCCAGCUGGCCAUCAGAGUCACCAACCCCAAUGCCAGGCUGCGCAGCGAAGAAAAUGAGUAGACAGCUUAUGUGCACGUUCUGUGUUUAAAUAAAACUGGCAUCUUCCUUAGUUUUAA
This is a messenger RNA of Saimiri boliviensis boliviensis (Bolivian squirrel monkey), 548 nucleotides long. RefSeq names its product ribosomal protein L32 (gene RPL32). The record is from RefSeq and is a predicted model, not a curated record. Gene Ontology annotation, molecular function: structural constituent of ribosome. Gene Ontology annotation, biological process: translation. NCBI's taxonomy places the organism in Eukaryota, Metazoa, Chordata, Mammalia, Primates, Cebidae. Gene Ontology annotation, cellular component: ribosome; cytosolic large ribosomal subunit.